Messenger RNA from Hyaloperonospora brassicae, 2322 nucleotides. NCBI's taxonomy places the organism in Eukaryota, Oomycota, Peronosporomycetes, Peronosporales, Peronosporaceae. The record is from the annotation of a GenBank genome assembly.
AUGUUGCCGCCCGCCCCAAUGACAACGACGACCGCGGCAACGACCGCGGCGACGACGACCCUGAAGCCGACCAAGAAGAAGAAGAAACCAGGCCGCACCCCGAGCCUCAUCUGGCAGCUCCUGACCGACGAGCCCGACCCGCAGCGUCGCAACGCGGCGUCCUGCAAGCACUGCAAGCACCAGGUGCUGUACUACAAAAAGUCCGAGCAGGCGAUCCGCCACUUGAAAAAGUGCCCCGCGUUCCAGGACCUGCAGCACCAGUUCUCCUUUGUCAAUCAGUUUGCCGACGUGCUGCCGCUCUACAAUGAAAAGAUCAAUGCCAAAGGGCCCGUGAAGAAACGCGUCAAGUCGGAGACGCCGAUGCCGCCGCAACAGGCGGUGGCUCAGGCACAGGCUCACGUGCCGCCAGUGGACGUGCAGCAAGCUCUGCAGGACCAGCUGCAGCAAGUGCAUGGACCGCUGACCUGCACGAGCAGUGCACUGAACCAAGCAGCCGUGCAACAUGCACAAGUGAUGAACCAAAUGGCAAUGCAGCAGAGCAUGUCGGAGAGUCUAGUGGACGUUGGAAUGGCUUUGAAAGACGAGUCGGGGCACAAAUCGGACACAGCGAUGAAAGACAGGAGCGGAAAGUACUUGCCGCUGUCGAGCACGCAGAGUGACAUGUUUGAAGAAGCCAUGGCCAUGCAUGCUUACGCGACAGGCAUGGCCUUUGAGGCUAUUGAGGACUCGCAUUUGGCCCGAGCUGUGACUCUCUUGCGACCAAGCGUAAAGUUGCCAGAGAAGAAAAAACUAGGGGGAGAGCUAAUGAGUCGUUGCUACGAAAAGAUUCACAAACAGGUGUGGGGAUACCUCACCACUAGUUCUGCGCGGGUGUGUCUGCAGAGAGAUGCGUGGUCCAAUUUAAAUUUGUAUCAUUCGAGCAACCCAGAGGAUGCCUUUGUGACGUACAUGGCGGUGAACAAUGAAAAGAGAUUUUUUCUGGAGUCCGAAAAGACUGCUGGAAAUGAAGCACAACAUAAUUCGAUCAUGAUUGCACAAGACAUUAAACGAAUGAUGCAGCCGAUUGUGAGCAAUGUAAGUGGAGUGGUGACUGGUAGCACAGUGUUUCACUCGCGAGCGUGGGAUAUGCUGAAAGCAGAGUACCCGACCAAAUUUUUCUAUGGCUGCAUCUGUCACGCACUGCAUCUUGCAAUUAUGGACAUUUUUGGUCCUGAGAAAUCGCUUGAAAACGAUCCCAGGCGGGUUACUCCGCAAGUUCCGAUGGAUUUUCCGUUUCAAGACCUCGUCGAGCUGAACAACAGCUGCAACGAAUUGUUUUUGUUCUUCAGUAGCUAUCAGUUUGCACCCAAAUACAAGACGUUCGACGCCCAGGUGCUUCACACCAUGAAAGGUUUUGCGAACAUGUCACACAUUAUGUCCUGGGGCACACUUGCGGCACGGUUCCGAAUGUUGGUACAACUGGAAGACGUGCUUCAGACUAUUGUAAGCGACUCUAAAUUUGUCGGACCCGAAUCGCCGGAAAAUCAAUGCGUCGUCCGUCAUAGCAUAAAGAGCUUUAUGCUGAGUAUAAACAGGAAGAUGACGUUGGAGAAGGCGAUUACAAUACUUACGCCUAUCGAGCUCAUUUUGUACAAGUUCCAAGACGACCGUGUUCCGAUUUCGGAGGUAUACUUUGAGUCUAAACACCUGCUGACCGACUUUGAUGCAGUCUUCGGUUUAACGACGGUUGAGCUGGAAUACAUCAAGAGGGUAGUCACUGAGAGGUGGCAGUACGUAUUGAGUGAAGCCCAUGGUCUAGCUUUUUUGCUAGAUCCACGGUACAUUGGCAAGUCCAUGACGCGUGACUAUCGCGAGCAGAUUGAAGAGCUUAUCUUUAACUUCCCCGAGACAGACCAAGACACGGGCGUUAAUGAAGAGCGGAGGCGAGCGAUGGCAGCAGAGUAUGUCGAUUACGUCAGCUACGCUAAGAACCAGCGCAACAACCGCACGUACAAGUGGGAGAUGCUAGAGAAAGGCAAUCGCACGCCGCUGCAAUUUUGGCAGAUAGACGCUGAAGAUUGGCCGCACCUUAAGUCGCUCGCCCUCACGCUUUUUUCGUUAGCGCCCAGCAGUAUUGGCUCUGAGAAAUCGCUAUGCAUGAGCACAUUGGCACAGUCCCGUCACCGUAACAAGCUUGCUUUUGAAGAGAUGCGUCGCCUGGCUUUCAUCUGCAUAAAUGACUCCCAAUUCCCGGGUGGUGAAGCGCAAACUAAUACCGUAUCCGAUUUUGCCGUGGGAGACACGGCGCUGUCGCCCGACGGAAUGAUGAUGUGGAUGAUUUGA